This is a messenger RNA of Hypanus sabinus (Atlantic stingray), 1161 nucleotides long. RefSeq names its product immunoglobulin lambda-1 light chain-like. Lineage: Eukaryota; Metazoa; Chordata; Chondrichthyes; Myliobatiformes; Dasyatidae. The record is from RefSeq and is a predicted model, not a curated record. The transcript is spliced from 3 exons. The coding region runs from base 95 to 820 and encodes 241 amino acids.
AAUGGCUCUAUAACUGGGUUCCAUUGGCAGCGGCGGCCACAGUCCAUCACAGAUCCACCAGCAGAAGGGAAGCAAGAAACUGACGGCAACCACAAUGCGGACACUGUGUUUUUUCUGGUGUUUGUCAAUGUGGCUGGGCUCUGGAGAAUCCCAGCCUCUGACUCAGCCUCCGACCGUCUCGGUGUUACCUGGAGCCAAGGCCACGAUGAAUUGUAACAUCGGUACAAAUGACAAUCAAUACGUUAGCUGGUACAAGCAGACACCGGGAACACAUCCACAGAUGGUCCUUUAUCACCAUCCUUCCUGGAGUAACCCAAGCUACGGCCCUGGGUUUAGCAGCGACCGUUUCACAUCGACUGUCGAAAGCGGAGGCACCGAGUACCCGUUGAUCGUAAAGAAUGUGGAGAUGAGUGACGCUGCCAUAUAUUACUGCGGGAAGUGGAUUUCAUCGAUCAAUAAUUUCGUGUUCGGCCCAGGGACCAAGCUCUUUGUUGCAGAUCGGCAGCUCCCGGACCCUUCAGUGAAACUGCUUGGGCCGUCAGCCGAGGAGCUCUCCUCUAAAGGAGCGGGCACCUUAGUUUGCCUGGUCAGUAAAUUGUCGGUGGGCUUCCCUGUCGUCAGCUGGACAGUGAACGGCAGUCCGACGAGCAGUGAGGUGAAAACCAGCGGGGUGACUCAGAAUGCAGACAAAACCUUCAGUCUCAGCAGCUACCUGACGGUGCCCGGCGCAGACUGGAGCAGUGGGAAGAGGUACUCCUGCUCAGUUCAACAAGGAGCAGCCUCGACAACAUCCGCAACAGUCACACAAUCCAGCUGUUAAACAGCGCGGCUUCGGCCUUGUUUCUUCCCUGAUUAACGUGAGAUCACUGCCCUGUAUCUUUCACCUCUACCACUCUUACUCGCUCAUCCCUGUACUUCCCUUCUGUUCCGCUCUCUGUAGUUUCCAUUUUGAUGUUGGAAUAUUUGUUCCCGAGGCUGAUUUUCCUACGGAGAGGCUACGCGGUGUUAAAGUGGACAGUGAUUUGUCUUCUGGAAAUUUCAGCCGGUGAAUGGUUUUCUCUGGCACUGGGGUUUGGAUUAAUUAGAAUAAUAAAUGAUUUUGUGAUUCGUCCUCAGUUCCAGACUAACGGUGACUAACUGCAAAUAAACAUGAUCAGUGCA